AAUGCAUUCUGUGAAUGGGGGGCGGUAAAAUGAUCCUGGGCUCAAAAGCUGGAAACUGAUUUAGGGUUUCGGUGGAUCGCUUCUUUCAUUCUUUGGCUUCUUGCUUGAGCUACUGUGAUUGUGCUUCUGGUGUUCCAUUCCAUUCCAAAAUCAUCCAGGGCUCUGGUUUGAGACCUAGAAUCGCGCUGCCGGAACGUUUGGCGCAACUCGCUCGACUCGCCGACGGCAUCAUGGAGGUGGAUGAGGAAAACUCUGUUUCAAUUUCAGCUGCAGAACCCACUGCCCAAAUGACUGAUGAUCAGACUUCAGUGUCUGCAAUUGAGCCUGUCCCAGUUCAACCUAUCAUUCCACCUAUAAUUGCACCUUCACUCGUGCCUCCUAUUGCUCCAAUACCCAGUAUUCCUCCCUCGAUUCCCCGUCCAUUGGCACCUCUUCCUGUUCGACCACCUGUUCUUAAGCCACCUCAGGUGCAGAAUGGUGAUGUCAAGGUCAGUGAUUCAGAUUCUGAUCGUGAUGAUUCAGGCCCCAGUAGGACUACUGCAGGUUCAGCUGCAGAAUAUGAAGUCUCAGAACAGAGUAGACAGAUUAGAGAGAGACAGGAAAAGGCCAUGCAAGAAUUACUGAUGAAGCGGCGUGCUGCAGCACUUGCUGUCCCUACUAAUGACAUGGCUGUACGUGCUCGUCUCCGGCGGCUUGGUGAACCCAUAACACUAUUUGGAGAAAGGGAGAUGGAAAGGCGAGACCGUUUGCGUAUGCUUAUGGCAAAGCUGGAUGCUGAAGGCCAAUUGGAGAGGCUAAUGAAAGCUCAUGAGGAUGAGGAGGCUGCAGCUUCUGUCGCAAAUGAAGAAAUUGAAGAAGACAUUCAGUACCCUUUUUUUACUGAAGGGUCAACAACACUUAUGCAGGCGCGAGUACAGAUUGCUAAGUAUUCCAUUGCAAAGGCAGCAAUGCGUCUUGAGCGUGCAAGGAGGAGAAGGGAUGACCCAGAUGAAGAUUUGGAUGCAGAGAUAGAUUGGGCCUUGAAGCAAGCAGGGAGCUUGGUCUUAGAUUGCAGUGAAAUAGGGGAUGAUAGGCCACUUUCAGGAUGUUCCUUUUCCUGUGAUGGAGAAAAGCUUGCCACCUGCUCCUUAAGUGGAGUUACCAAAAUAUGGAGCAUGCCUCAAGUGACCAAGGUUUCUACUUUAAAAGGUCAUACAGAACGUGCAACCGAUGUUGUUUUUUCUCCGGUGGACAAUUACAUAGCAACUGCCUCUGCUGACCGGACUGCAAGGUUAUGGAACAGUGAAGGGUCAUUGCUGAAGACAUUUGAAGGACAUUUGGAUCGCCUUGCUCGGAUUGCCUUCCAUCCAUCAGGGAAGUACUUGGCAACCACUAGCUUUGACAAGACUUGGAGAUUAUGGGAUAUAGAUACUGGCGAGGAGUUGCUUCUUCAAGAAGGUCAUAGCAGGAGUGUAUAUGGUGUAUCUUUUCACCAUGAUGGAUCUUUAGUUGCAACUUGUGGUCUGGAUGCGCUUGCUCGUGUAUGGGACCUUCGGACAGGCAGAAGCAUUCUUGCAUUCGAAGGCCAUGUUAAACCUGUUCUAGGUGUCAGUUUUUCUCCCAAUGGUUAUCAUUUGGCCACGGGUGGUGAAGACAACACUUGCCGUAUUUGGGACUUGAGGAAAAGAAAAUCAUUGUAUAUAAUACCAGCGCACUCAAAUCUUAUCUCUCAAGUCAAAUUUGAGACUCAAGAGGGUUACUUUUUGGUAACUUCUUCGUAUGAUAUGACUGCUAAGGUUUGGUCAUGUAGAGAUUUUAAACCUAUCAAGACACUAGCUGGGCAUGAAGCAAAAGUGACAUCAUUGGAUGUGGUAAGAGAUGGACAGUGUGUUGCAACUGUUUCACAUGAUCGGACGAUCAAACUCUGGUCAAUCAGAAACAACAGUAAGGAGAAAACGAUGGAAAUUGACUAGAUUGUCCAGAGGAUCUGCAUAUCGUUGGAGAGACUAAGAUGGGGCAAGAUCGGGUGCUGCUGGCCCUCAACCCCCCGGAAUUCUCAAUUGUUCACUAUAGACUAAUCUCCUUUGCCCAGUGUGGCCAAAAUAGCUUUCGUGUCUGGCGGAGCGUAAAUUUUCAAGUUUUCUCUACAUAUUCUAUGUUUCAUUCAUUAGAGAUCUUCUUCACGAGUUAGAAUCAGUGUUUGGUAACUUACAAAAGGUUUGAGAGCCUUCAUCCUA
Messenger RNA from Diospyros lotus (date-plum), 2216 nucleotides. RefSeq names its product U4/U6 small nuclear ribonucleoprotein PRP4-like protein. Gene Ontology annotation, molecular function: protein binding; U4 snRNA binding; U6 snRNA binding. Gene Ontology annotation, biological process: mRNA splicing, via spliceosome. Bases 231 to 1952 code for a protein of 573 amino acids. Gene Ontology annotation, cellular component: U4/U6 x U5 tri-snRNP complex. The record is from RefSeq and is a predicted model, not a curated record. NCBI's taxonomy places the organism in Eukaryota, Viridiplantae, Streptophyta, Magnoliopsida, Ericales, Ebenaceae. The transcript is spliced from 6 exons.